This is a messenger RNA of Guillardia theta CCMP2712, 498 nucleotides long. RefSeq lists its product as hypothetical. The transcript is spliced from 9 exons. The record is from RefSeq and is a predicted model, not a curated record. The coding region runs from base 1 to 498 and encodes 165 amino acids. NCBI's taxonomy places the organism in Eukaryota, Cryptophyceae, Pyrenomonadales, Geminigeraceae. Gene Ontology annotation, biological process: intracellular signal transduction.
AUGAAGGACUCUCGGGGAAACAACAUCGGAGAUAGUCGCUAUACCACGAACUAUGCAGAAGAUCUGAAGCCAGAGGUAGAGGAGCUACCUCCUGGAACAAGCGAGGAAUUCUUGAGAGACGUUGCUCAGAGACUGAAGAGUUCCCCAUUGGUUCGAGACUUGGAAAGCGGAAGGAUCAAGUUUCGUAACAGUGUCGUCGGAACGGAGGUUGUCGACUGGAUGGUCAAACAAAGAAUCGCCAAGGACAGGAGGGUAGCGGUGGCGUAUGGAAGACAGCUGAUCCGUCUGGCUGAGAUCGUUCACUGCACCAGAGGGCAUGACUUCAAGGACGAAGAACUCUUCUAUCGUUUCGUAUCUGACUACGAGAAGGGUUUGAUCAAUCCCAAGACUCCUUACCAGUACGCGAUGAGGGUCCUCUCAACACCUCCCAUCCUGUUUGCCGGCAUCGUUGCCUUCCUAGUCAUUGCUAACAUUGCAUACCUGUUCAAAUCACCUUAA